Messenger RNA from Tachysurus fulvidraco (yellow catfish), 3561 nucleotides. RefSeq names its product DIS3 like exosome 3'-5' exoribonuclease (gene dis3l). Bases 84 to 3233 code for a protein of 1049 amino acids. NCBI's taxonomy places the organism in Eukaryota, Metazoa, Chordata, Actinopteri, Siluriformes, Bagridae. Gene Ontology annotation, biological process: rRNA catabolic process. The record is from RefSeq and is a predicted model, not a curated record. The transcript has 17 exons. Gene Ontology annotation, cellular component: cytoplasmic exosome (RNase complex). Gene Ontology annotation, molecular function: 3'-5'-RNA exonuclease activity; RNA binding.
UGCUUUUAUAACCUACUGAAGAAGCGAGUUGUUAUUAGUUGUUGUUGAUUAUUCCGUGCGCGGGAAUGAACUGAACUUCGGAAAUGAUUAAAACAGAAAGAAUCUUACAUUUAAAGAGCUCCCGGGGAAGAAAAGUUCGUGUUGUCCGAGAGCACUAUCUGAGGGAACAGGUCCCGUGUGGAAGCGCGCUGUGUCAGGCACAAUGUCCGAAAGGUGGCAAGCUGUUGUCCAGAGAUGUGACUCAUUAUGUGGUGCCGGAUGCUGGAGUGGUGAGAGACUUCCUGGAGGUUCUGGAGUUCAGGGAGUUUCGUGGGGUCGUGUUUACACAGACAGCAUGCCAGGCUUUACAAAGCACACGUGGGCGCAGGCACUAUAACAGGCUGCGUGGUCUUCUUAAGGACCCUCGGUAUGACUGUGUUCUGUUUGCCAACGAGUUUCAGCAGUUUUCGUACUGUGCCCGGGAAAAAGGAGAAGCACAAGAGAAAUGGCAAACACGAUGUGUGUAUCAUGCAGCAGUCUGGUAUUAUAACCAUUUGGCUGGUCUGAUGUCAGUUGUUAUGAUCACAGAAGACCAGGAUGCCAUUAAAGAAUUUGGCAGCCAGAACAGUGGUGUUUAUGUCAUCUCAACUCAGGAAUAUCUGCAAAGUUUCUGGCCAGACCUGCAUGCAGCUCAAGAGCUCUAUGCCUCCAUUGCUCAGAGUCUACAAGAAAGAGAGAGUGAAGGCACAGAGAAGGAGUACACUGAGCAUUUACCUGCAGAGGUUCUGGAGGCAGGGAUUAAAUCUGGCAGAUACAUUCAGGGCAUACUGAAUGUGAACAAGCACCGAUCACAGCAUGAGGCCUUUGUCCGUUUGCAGGGCUCUGAAAGCAAGAAUUCAGAGCUUAACAGUGAUGUUCUGAUCAGUGGAAUGAAGCAUCGUAAUCGGGCAAUACACAGCGAUGUGGUUGCUGUGGAAUUGUUGCCACGUGGUGAGUGGAAGGGUUGGAGUACUGCUUUAACAGAGGGACGAGGAGAGGAGAAAGGGGAGGACAGUCAGAGUCAGCCUAUGCCAACAGGCAGAGUUGUAGGUAUCAUACAGAGAAACUGGAGGGACUAUGUUGUAACGUUUCCUCCUCGAGAGGAGCUCCAAUCUCAGUCCCGAAAUUCCAAGAAGAUUCUGGUCAUUCCCUGGGACUGGCGGAUCCCAAAGAUACGGAUCAGCACCCAGCAGGCUGAAGCACUACAGGACCAUAGGGUGAUUGUGAGAGUGGACUCAUGGGAGAGCACUUCACUCUACCCCAACGGUCACAGCGUGAGAGUCCUGGGCAAGGCCGGUGAGUUGGAGACUGAAAUUCAGACCAUACUUGUGGAGAACUGUAUCCAUGUGCCUCCAUUCUCUGAAGCCCAGUUGCGAGAGAUGCCUGUAAACUCGAAGGAGCAACCAUGGCAGAUGGACCAGACUGAGAUGGACUCUCGGAAGGACCUGCGUGACACGCACCUGGUCUUCAGUAUUGACCCACUGGGCUGUGAGGACGUGGAUGACACGUUGUCAGUGCGAACCCUGCCUGGAGGAAAACGCCUGGAACUGGGGGUCCACAUUGCAGAUGUUACACACUUCGUGAAAGAGGGUUCGCUCACUGAUUUGGAGGCUCGCUGCAGAGCCACAACAUAUUACUUGGCUGACCGAAGGUAUGACAUGCUGCCGGCGGUGUUGAGUGCUGACCUGUGCUCACUGCUUGGGGGAGUGGACAGAUAUGCCAUGAGUGUUAUGUGGGAACUGGAUGCUAAGUCUCUGGCAGUGUGUAGCGUGUGGUACGGCCGAACGCUCAUCAGAUCCUCUUACCAGCUGCAUUAUGAGCAGGCCCAGAGCCUGUUGUAUGGAGAAGAUGUGGAGGUGCCUGAGCUGGCCCAUCUUGAGAGCUCUGUACAGGACAAGAAACUGGCUGAGCUCCUGCAGGCCCUGGAGCAGCUGACUCGUGUAGCCAGGCAUCUGCGUUCACAGAGGGAUAAAGGUGGUGCUUUGGAGCUGGAGGGUGUUGAAGUCAGGGCACAGCUAGAUAAGGACAAAAACAUUGCUGCUCUGGUGCCCAAGCAACCUCUGGAGGUGCAUGAGACUGUGGCAGAGUGCAUGAUCUAUGCCAAUCACUGGGUGGCACUUAAGAUCCAGGAAUGUUUCCCGCACCAGGCGCUGCUGAGGCGUCAUCCACCACCCAGACAGGAGUUCUUCAACCAGCUGAUUGACAGUGCUAAAUGUCAUGGCUUUGUCAUUGAUACGAGGUCGAACAAGGCUCUGGCUGAUUCUUUGGACCAGGCAGUGGAUCCAAAGGACCCUCUGAUAAAUCGGCUGCUGAGGAUGAUGGCCACCCAGGCCAUGUCUAAUGCUGUGUACUUCUCUACUGGAGCCUGCCCUGAGGAUCAGUACUAUCACUACGGUCUUGCUCUGGAUCGGUACACCCAUUUUACCUCUCCAAUCAGGCGGUAUGCUGACAUCAUAGUGCAUCGUCUUCUCAUGGCUGCUGUCCAAUCAGAGAGAGAGGAGUGCAAGAACUUGGCUAGCAACAAGGAACUGGAGGAACUGGCUCAUCAUAUCAACAAUAAAAACAGAGCAGCUCAGCAUGUUCAGAAGCAGUCCACAGAGCUUUUCCAAUGCCUCUACUUCCGUGAUAAGGACCCUCUCACUGAUGAGCGCUGCGUGGCUGACGCCAUUAUCUACUCCAUCAGGGCCAAUGGCGUGUUGGUCUUUUUACCACGGUAUGGUUUGAGAGGUGCGGUGUACCUGAAGAAUCGGGAGAAUCAGGUGGUGAGUGUGGGGGAGGAUGGUGUGUGUGUGUGGCAGGUGGGGACACUGCAGAGGUAUUCAGACCGGAUCAGCUCCUGCACCAGCACAGGGACAAACACCUUUUAUCUAUUCAACCAUGUCACAGUGCGUAUCUCUGUGGAAACUUCCCGUUGCCAUUCUGACAACUUGCAUCUGGAACUCCUUAGUAACAAGCCACAUCAGACCGCCGCGGCCGAGUCCCGGCCGAGCGGCCGAGCCCAGUCUGAGCUGAUUGAGGAGGUGGUGCGUAGGGAAGAGGCGUCUCUUCAGGCAGAAGUGGAGAAGACGAGGAAGCCAAGACUGAGCAAAGAGGAAAGGGAGUUCAGACAGAGUAAAUGGCCGAAUCUCUACUCUAUCCUGCAGGAGAUCAGUGAGCUUGCCCUGUUUGAUACAGCUCUCUCUCAAAUACAAAACACUGAAGUACCAACAUGCUGAAUCUCACUUAGGUUUACUGAGAAAAUUAAUUUUAUUGCUUAUAUAUUAUGAAACAUUAUUUUUAAUUAUUCUAGUUUAGAUUAUGCGGUAGCACUGGAGCAUUUUGGCCAAAGAUUUAGAUUGGCCCUUAAUUGUUUAAAUCUAUUUUACUGAUUUUAGUGUUGCACUGAUUAACAAACUAACACUAUGGUUUGGCUGUGGUGCUUUGUUCAGUAUAUAUUUUAGUAUAUAUUUUGUACACAAAUGUAUAACUUGUAUAUUUAGUUAUUUUGAAAUGUCUAAUUGCUGUGUUUUUAUUAAAAUAUUUUUGUAAGCAUUUUUAAAGUGA